GAUUGGUUUUCUUAUAAGCCUUCUCCCCCAGCUAUGCAGACAGUUCACCUCCCCGCUGUGCCCCCUGAUCUUUCAAAAAUAAAUACAGACGGGUUGCUAGAAUCAGAGAUAUCUGCAGCUCCUACUGCACCACCUCCCCUGGCCGAUGCACCCAGCGGUCAGACUGACCCUUGGCCCACGCCUCCUCCUCCUGCUCACUCGACCAAAGAGCCUGUCCCUGGGGCAUUCAGUGACCUGGUGGAGGCCGUGGUAAAAGAGCGGAGAGAAACUUGGGCUGCAUUUGCUAAGCACUGUAUGGAGCAGGGUGAUUCUCACGGGCUGCAGGCUGUAGAUUUGUAUGCUUUUCCCGUUACUUAUAACCAGGAUGGGCAGGGAGGAAUGAACGCUGCUAUUACUGCAUUAGAUUGGAAAUUCUUGGCACGGUUGCGAAGUACAGUCAGUGAGUUUGGAUUACAUGCUGAACCAACUAAACAAAUGUUAGAUUAUUUUUGGAGUACAUAUCUUUUACUGCCAUCUGAUCUCCGAUCUAUAACUCGUAUGAUAUUGACUGAACAUCAACAAUUGCUAUUUAAUGCACAUUGGCAAGCAUUAGUUAAUGAAAGUGUAGCAGAACAACGGCCACCCAGAGACCCUUUGCAUGGUGUCACUAUAGAUGAAUUAAUGGGUAUGGGGCCAUAUACAUGCCCUGAGGCACAAGUUCAUCUUGGCCCAGAUAAGAUUAGAGAGGCAAUGGAUCUCGUUAGAAGGGCUUUAGACAGAGUUAAAGAGCCAGGAGGAGUACCUUUGUAUAUGAGCUUAAAACAAGGAAGGGAUGAAUCAUUUGGAGAAUAUGUUGACAAGUUAACAGCUGCUAUCACUCGAGCAGGAGUACCAGAUUAUAUGAAAGGAACUAUGUUAAAGCAAUGUGUGUUGCAAAAUGCUACUUCAACAAUUAAGCAAAUAAUAAGUACGAUGGGUCCUUAUUGGACUAUUGAGGAGUUAUUAGAAAAAGCAUUAGUUGUUCCUACAGGAGAAAAUGCAUUUUUAGUUAAUGCUAUUCAAGAUUUAGCUAAGGGACUUAAGGAGCAGGCUCAAAGUUCCCAAGCUCAGGUUUUAGCAGCUCUUGCACCCCUUCAAGCAAAGGCACAUAAUUUUGCAGAAGGAAAAGCCCGAUCAAAAUGUUACCAGAUGACUCCGACCAACAACUUUUCACCGAACAAUCCAUUCCACGGACAGGAAAACAACUGCAGUCUACCCCAGCCGACAGUUGCGGAUUACAACCAACCUCAACCAAUAGUCUCGGAUUACAACCUGCCACAGCCGGUAGCCUCGGAUUGGAUUUGGCAACAGCAGUAGAAGUCACCUUGCUAUCCACCCAACCUCAAAAGAUUCCCACCGGGAUUUAUGGACCUUUAAUAAUAAAUAAACAAGUGUUUGGUGCACUGCUGAUAGGAAGAUCAUCAGCUAGUCUUGCUGGAUUAUUUGUGUUGCCUGGACUUAUAGAUGCUGAUUAUACUGGGCAGAUAAUGGUCAUGGCAUACACCAUUUUUCCACCUUUAAAAAUUCCUAAAGGACAACGCAUUGCUCAAUUAAUACCCUUACCCAGUUUACAAAACCUUUGACCAAUGACCGACAAUUAAUGCAACGUGGAGAUCAUGGAUUUGGUUCUACAAAAGGACUUACCUUAUUGACAUUAGAUUUAAGCGAACGACCAAAACAUAAAGUUACAAUUAUAUGGAAAGAUCAAACAAAAACACUGGAUGCUUUACUAGACAUAGGAGCAGACUCUAGUAUCAUAGCACCUCAUUGUUGGCCGAAAUAUUGGCCUCUGCAACCUUCUACUACAACUGUGACUGGCAUUGGAGGUGCUUCAAUUGCUAUGCGAACUCCUAUUAUAAAUAUAGAAGUGGAAUGUCGUGUAGCUAAUGUUAUUCUGUCUGUUGUACAACUUCCACCAACAGUACAAUGCCUAAUAGGGAGAGAUGUUUUAACACAAA
Molecule: messenger RNA, 1976 nt
Organism: Lepidothrix coronata (blue-crowned manakin)
Lineage: Eukaryota; Metazoa; Chordata; Aves; Passeriformes; Pipridae
Exons: 2
Coding region: 34-1335 (433 amino acids)
Biological process (GO): viral process
Source: RefSeq, a predicted model, not a curated record